Molecule: messenger RNA, 832 nt
Organism: Mytilus trossulus (common blue mussel)
Lineage: Eukaryota; Metazoa; Mollusca; Bivalvia; Mytilida; Mytilidae
Exons: 4
Coding region: 1-822 (273 amino acids)
Source: RefSeq, a predicted model, not a curated record
AUGGAGACAUCCCUGUCACCGAACGAUAUACCGACUUCUCUUUCACAGGAAGAUAUAUAUUUUCUACGAUUAGCUGGUUUGUUAAUAAGAGUCGCACCACGUGCUGUGAGACGAAGGUUUGACUAUGAAUUCCAUCCAGAACAUCUACAACAAUUUCUACGCACAAAUCGAGGCAAGAUAGAUAACCUAACACAUAAAAAGAGGAUUAUCACAGUGACACAGUAUGACUUAUUAUUUCCAAAAGGUUCUUCAAAAGUAUCAUCAGACAUGUUUGAUGUAUCAUUGAUGGUAUACCUACUUAAAAACUUCACAGACCUUGACAUCCAAGAUAGUCUUCCACUGGAAACUAUUCAUACAAAUGCUGCAGAUAUUUCCAGGAUUAAAUUUUACAGAAACUCCAUUGUUCAUUCUGACAGCGGUAAAGUUAAUGUAAAGAAGUUUUGGGAAAUUUGGAACUGUGUGACUGAGGCAAUACUCAGGCUAGCACCAGAAAUGAAGUCAGAGAUUGAUGCGUUGAUAAGUUCAUCGUUAACUAAUGUCACAGAUAUCAUAGAUUUUAUACGGCUUGAGAAACAGUUGGAAAAAACAAAUCAGCAUAUGGUUACAAUCAACCAGAAGUUGGCGACGCUAGACAUAGAAAAAAAUAAUAUAACAGAAAUACCACAACGAACUUUGAAAGAAUGGAGAAAUAAUGGCAAAAAAUACAUUCCUACCUCAGCAACAACGUUUAUACUAGAAUCAUUAAACAAAACGACGGGUGUUAUCAUUACUGGUUCUCCAGGCUGUGGAAAAUCAGUAGUUGCUCAUCACAUAGCAUUAUAAUUAGAAAAGG